Messenger RNA from Danaus plexippus (monarch butterfly), 3925 nucleotides. Its product is annotated as monocarboxylate transporter 14-like. Lineage: Eukaryota; Metazoa; Arthropoda; Insecta; Lepidoptera; Nymphalidae. The coding region runs from base 511 to 2889 and encodes 792 amino acids. Gene Ontology annotation, biological process: transmembrane transport; monocarboxylic acid transport. The record is from RefSeq and is a predicted model, not a curated record. The transcript has 6 exons. Gene Ontology annotation, molecular function: monocarboxylic acid transmembrane transporter activity.
UUACGUCACGUUGACAUACCUUCACCUAUCAAACGUCUUUAUAAAACAACUAUAUUACUUAAGUGAUGUGGGUUGAGGAUACGCUAUGCUCAACCCCCUACCCCCCAUAUCGACCGUGGUUGGCGCCUGCAUUACACCGUAAACAGUGAAUAGGGAAGGCUGUAUUUCAGAUUCAGCUGUAAACGUGAUUCAGACACAUUUUUACUUCGAAGUAUCAAAUAUCGCUGCUGAGAUACUAAACUAAGGUCUUCAUAGUAUUUAACUGUUAUAUAAAUCGUGGCGCAAUCUUGCGUCGCCACACUUCGCAGGGUGUAUGAGUGAUUUUUGGACGUAUUGCUUUUUUAAUCUUCUCUUAAUGGUCCAAGAUCAAAAUAAACCCGUCACUUUAAAGCUAAACAGCGUGGCUAGACAAUCCAGUCGUUACUCGGCAAGGGACCCAAGAUUAAGAUAUUAAACUGCACAAAUACUACGACAGUAUUAAAUAAAUUAAAGAAGUAAUAUAAUAUUAUAAUGCAAUUGGAUGAGAGUCCAAGUGUGGUUUUAAGAAAAAGCGCUCUUGGCGACAGAACGAAAGUGCAAGAUGCUGUACGAGAAUCUAUCUUGACGGACUCUACUUCAGGGAUAGUCAAAGGGGAUAACGACUCCACAAGCAUUGGUUCUUCGACUCCUUUCUCCAGUCCUGAAUUAGACAUAAGCGCCAAAGAACUUUUAUCACCCAAAGUUAAUAAGGACAGGAAAAGUGUACAGUACGAAGAAGAUUUCGAUGGAAUCAAUAAUGAUGUGGAAAAGAAAAGUGGUAAAAAUCAUGUAGAUAAAACCGAAAUAGUUGAUGACGAAAUAGCUAGAAUUGAAAAUGAAAAGCUUAUUGGAGCAAAUGACGUUACAAAAGUAUCUAUACCAGAUGGGGGGUGGGGUUGGAUAGUUGUUCUAUCCUCUUUCGUAAUAUCUAUGAUCGCGGAUGGCAUUAGUUUCUCUUUUGGCUUGUUGUACAUUGAAUUUUUAGAUGAAUUUGGAGCAAGUAAAUCAACAACAGCUUGGAUUGGCAGCCUGUUUAUAGCUGUGCCGCUUCUAGCUGGACCUGUGAUGAGCGCUCUUGUAGACAGAUAUGGAUGUAGAAGUAUGACCAUUUUAGGAGGGAUUAUUUCAUCUUUGGGUUUCGUACUGGCAUCUAUAUCAACUACGUUGGAGACUAUGAUGCUCACUUUUGGAGUUAUUGCGGGUUUGGGCUUAGGACUGGUAUAUGUAACAGCAGUAGUGUCCAUAGCAUAUUGGUUUGAAAAGAAAAGGAAUCUGGCUGUCGGCCUUGGGGCUUGUGGAACUGGUGUAGGUACAUUUGUUUAUGCACCGAUGACUCAAUAUUUUAUCGAUGAAUAUGGUUGGAGAGGAACCAUCCUUCUUUUGUCUGGUACGCUGUUAAAUUUAUGUGUCUGCGGUUGUGUUAUGAGAGAUCCGGAGUGGUGGAUAUUAGAGCAGAAACGGCAAAAGGAAGAAGAGAAGUCUACAAAAGAUGACGUCAAAUCUAAAUAUUCCAGCUCAUAUUCCGUUGCUAAUGGUAAUAAUCCAAAUGAUUUUGAAAUUCAAACGAAAGGGAAAAAUAUGAAAAUAAUGAUUAACAGAGGUGUAUCACCUGAAAAGGUUAUCAAAGAUGAAGUGGCCAGCAUACGCCGACUAGAAAAUGUGAUCUCUUCUCAAUUAAAUGACCGAAAAUCUAGCUCAUUAUUGAAUUUACCAACUUACUUAACAUGCAACGAUAAGAAAUCUUCCACAUUUGUAGAGUGUUUAUUAAAUAAGUGGAAUAAUAAAUCGGCGGUAAAAUUUCCAACUAAAAACGAAGCUUUAGAAGAGAAUGAAGAAAAUCACUUAAAAAGCAAUAGCCCUAAAGAAAUACUCAAUAACGGCAAAAUGCAGAGAACGUGCUCAGAACAGAUAAAUAGAAAUAAUGAGGAAAUAGAGAGUUAUAAGAGAAGGCAUCCGAAGUUAGGGCAGAUUAGAAAGUCUUUAUCAGAGACAAAAGAAAACAGACCAUUAUUGAAACAAGACAGCAAGGAAAGUAAACGAGAGUGGCUGAAGAAACAACUAUCAGUGAAUCAUCAUUAUUUGAGAGAUCUUAAAAUGCCGAUAAAUUCAUUAAGUCACAGGAACGCUAUGUUGAAUAUAAAGAAAUACAAAUUGAAAGCUUCGUCAUGUCCGGACAUAUUUAAAAACUCUAUGAUAACAGUGAAUGAGCAAGAAGAGAAAUGGUAUGACGAUUGUGUAAGUUGCCUUGGAGAUAUGUUCAACUUGUCUCUCUUCAAGAAGAUUACAUUCGACCUUCUUUGUAUUGGGACCAUAGUUAUUUUCGUCUGGUUCAUAGUCCCAUACUUCUACCUCGCUGAACAUAUGAUCCAGAAUGGCUACUCCGAAGACGAUGGCGCAUUUAUGUUGAGUCUGAUAGGUGUCACCAACACUAUCGGCAUGGUCACCCUCGGCUGGAUAGGAGAUUUCCCGAAUGUGGCAAUUGGUAAUCUUUACGCCCUUUGCCUUAUUCUUUGUGGCGCCGCAGUCGCAGCUAUACCCUUAGCUCCUAGCUAUUGGAUUCUCGCCUCUAUUUGUGCUGCAUUUGGGUUGCUUUUCGCAGCAUCGUUUACUUUCACCCCUAGUCUUUUGGUGAAAUUGGUUUCUCUGGAUGAUUUCACGUCUGCUUAUGGAUUGGUUCUGCUAGCUCAAGGUAUUGGACAUCUGAUUGGACCGCCUUUGUCAGGUCUUAUAUAUGACGUGACGUUGUCCUGGGAGCUGUCUUUUUAUCUCGCCGGCGGCUGGAUCAUCGUGGCCGGAGUGUUGAUAUCUUUCAUACAACCCAUCCGCGUAUACCAGAUGAAGAGAAACGCAGAAUGCGACAGCAUUGCCUAGAUUUCGAUUACACCUGUUAUUAAAACUGUUUUUACUGAUUUAUUAUUCGUUGCUUGAGACCAAAAAAAAAAAAAAUUUUUUUUCUAUUAAGGUAAUUUUGUUUACGGCCAGCAUUUUCAAUUUAUAUAAAUUUGUAACUCAUUUACCUAUUUCUAAUGUUUUAUUGUUAACGUUGUACCAAAAUAAACGAGUUUCGGUAUCGGAUACGAGCUGUAUUGUAAGUUUUUUUGUUUUCAUAGAUAUUUAAAUACAAUCUACUAAAUAUGCCAGCGACUUUAGCAAUAAAACUUCUUUGUAUAGUAUUAAAUUAAAUCCGUAUGUUUGAUAACUUAUUUAAAAAGACUGUUAAAUAUAACAAAGUAUUAAAUUUUUUCUAACGUACUGAUGAUUCAACAUGUAUCCUAUAUUUCUAACUCACCACAUCCCGUAAUGUUUAGUUAGUAAAAUGUUUACGUUAAUUUGAUCCUUUGUUUUUGUUAUACGGUAUGUUAAUAAGGAUUACUACAAACGAUAAGCCUUACCUUACGACAAUAUGGUUACUCUACAUAUAGUUUUUAAUUGUUAUGAAUUACUUAUAAUGAUUUAAAUGAAACUAAGUUAUUCGUAUAAUACUCGUAUAUUAUCGUUUUAUACAUAAUGUCGAGGUUUUGAUUCCUUUACAGCAACCGUGACCACGGGCGGACGAGGUGAAGGUGUUGUAAUGUAAUUUAGUUUCAUAGAAAAUCUUAAUAUCAUUAUUAGUUAUUUAUUUCCAUCAACGUAGGUAGUCGAUGAAAAACCGAAAGUAUGGCUGGAUGUAGUGUGACCAUGAAUUGUGUUGGUAAAAAUACAGCUCUACUAAAAACUAACUAUACUGUGUGUAGUUUUAAAUCUUUCAAUCUCAUGCUAUGUGGUGCAAAUUUUUUUACACUAUAUAUUUGUUAUAAAGAUACGGAUUGUUAGGCUUUUACUUAAGAUGUUUAUAAACUAUACGCGUAACUACAGCUAUGUUAUGAUUACGAGUGUAAACCAAUAUUACAUACAUAUAAAGUUAUAA